ACGGUGCCUGCUGCGGGACAGCCAGGGCUGCCUCGCCCAGGAAAGCCCAGGGCGGGCUCGGGAGGCAGGAAGGCGCUCCGGAAGGAGAGCGGAAGGGGCGGUGCUCAGGCUGGGUCUGGGCGUGAAGACGGGAUCCUGCCAUGAGCCCUUGCUGUGCGCGCUCUGACGGCGCUUCCCGGCGUGCCCAGCGCUGCAGCCGGAAGGGGCGGCCUGGGUUCCUGCUGCUGGCGUCGCCAUGUCCCGCCUGUGGGGCUCGCUGCUGCUUCGGCGGAUGUGGGUCCCCGUUGCCUGGGGAAGGGCAGCAGCCGGUGGUUCCCGAACUUGCGGCUCCACGGCCGCCCCUGACGGCGUCGGGGGCGCGGCGCUCCGGCGCUCCUAUUGGCGCUACCUGAGGCGCCUGGUGAGGGGGCCGCCUGAACCGCCGUUCUUGCACGUGUGCCAGGUUGGGGACCCGGUGCUGCGCGGCGUGGCGGCCCCGGUGGAGCGGGAGCAGCUGGGAGGGCCCGAGCUGCAGCGGCUGGCGCAGCGGCUGGUGCAGGUGAUGCGGCGGCAACACUGCGUGGGCCUGAGCGCCCCUCAGCUGGGGGUGCCGCAGCAGGUGCUGGCGCUGGAGCUCACCCAGGCGCUGUGUCAGAAGACCCCGCCGCGCCAGCGCGCGCUUCGCCAGAUGGAGCCCUUCCCCCUGCGCGUGUUCGUGAACCCCAGCCUGCGGGUGCUGGACAGCCGCCUGGUCACCUUCCCCGAGGGCUGCGAGAGCGUCGCCGGUUUCCUGGCCUGCGUGCCCCGCUUCCAGGCGGUGGAAAUCUCAGGGCUGAACGCCAAUGGAGAACAGGUGGUGUGGCAGGCAAGCGGUUGGGCAGCCCGCAUCAUCCAGCACGAGAUGGACCACCUGCAGGGCUGCCUGUUCAUUGACAGAAUGGACAGCAGGACAUUCACAAACAUCUGUUGGAUGGAAGUGAAUGACUAAAGCUUUUUACUAGGGCUGAGGAUUCCUUAGACCAAGAUGCAAACACUGCCACUUUGAGCUGGGCACAUCUUACUUGGCAUCAACUUGGAUGGCUUGGCCAUGACAGGAAAGUGGACCGCCAAGGCAUGCCAGACUGAGCUGGAGGAAGAUGUCAGAAAUGUUUACCCUGAAAUGAGCUAUGGACGAAGUGUUGCCUACAACUUGAGGAGAAAAAUCACCCCCAAAGGAGUGGAUGUUUCCUGACAAUUCUGUUUGGAGAUAGGUGGGGUACUGCAUUCGUCUGCAGUAGACAUGAGUUCCUUGGACCUGUAUAAUCUCUCAAAGCCAAGGUUUGGUAAUAAUGUAGUCUCCAAAUACCUGAAAGCUGUCUUUAAAAGUGCAGGUAAGCGUGACUGGC
Saimiri boliviensis boliviensis (Bolivian squirrel monkey) is the source of this 1364-nucleotide messenger RNA. RefSeq names its product peptide deformylase, mitochondrial (gene PDF). Gene Ontology annotation, molecular function: peptide deformylase activity. Gene Ontology annotation, biological process: peptidyl-methionine modification; N-terminal protein amino acid modification. Gene Ontology annotation, cellular component: mitochondrion. NCBI's taxonomy places the organism in Eukaryota, Metazoa, Chordata, Mammalia, Primates, Cebidae. The record is from RefSeq and is a predicted model, not a curated record.